AUGGCGGACAACAGGUCGGCGGCGGCGGCGGCGGUGGGGCCGCUGCUGCUGCCGCGGAAGAAGUCGGCGGCGGCGCAGUACACCCGGAGCGCGUCGCACGCGGGGGACGAGCUGCGCAGCUUCCGGGCCUGCCUCCGCUGGAUGUGCAUCGACCACACGGACGGGCCGCGCUCCGCGGGCUCCUGGGCGGUCUUCUUCCUGCUCGCCGUCGCCGCGCCGGCCGCGGUCACCCUGGCCCUCCCGGCCUCGGCGCCGCCGCGGCCGCUGGACGGGCAGGUGCAGGUGUCCCUCACCCUGGCCGCCACGCUCGCCUUCCUCUCCCUCUGCUCGCUGCUCCGGGUCGGCCUCCGCCGCCUGCUCUGCAUCGACCGCCUCCGCCACGACUCGGACGAGGUGCGCGCCGGCUACACCGCGCAGCUCAACCGCUCCUUCCGCGUCCUCGCCUGCUUCCUCGCGCCCUGCUCCCUCGCCGACGCCGCCUACAAGGUCUACUGGUACUGGGCCGCCGCGCCCUUCCGCUCGCCCUGGUGGAACGCCGCCGCAUGCGCGCUCGAGGCCGCCUCCUGGGUCUACCGCACCGCCGUCUUCUUCAUGAUCUGCGUGCUCUUCCGGGUCAUCUGCUACCUGCAGGUGCUGCGCAUGGUCGGCUUCGCAAGGGAGUUCGGCAGGUUCGCCGACGUCGCCGUCGUGCUGGAGCACCACCGCCGGAUCAGGGACCAGCUCCGACGGAUCAGCCACCGGUACCGGCGCUUCAUAAUCUUCUGCCUCGUGCUCGUCACCGCCAGCCAGUUCUCCGCCCUGCUCGCCACCACCAGGCCACAUGCGCGGAUCAAUAUCGCCACCGCCGGCGAGCUCGCGCUCUGCUCAGUGAGCCUCGUGGCGGGUCUGCUGGUCUGCCUCCACAGCGCGGCCAAGAUCACGCACAAGACGCAGGCCAUCACGAGCGUGGCGGCGGCGUGGCACGCGGACGCCACCAUCCACGCCUUCGACAACGACCUGGAGGACCCCGACCCCGCCCUGCCCGCCGCCACCGGCUACCUGGCGCCGGCCAACGCCUACCGGGUGGCCCCCGGCGAGGAGUCCGACGGCUACGGGGACGCCGCCGACGACGACGACAACAUGAGCGAGGGCUCCAUCGACGACUCCAAGCUCGUGCCCUUCCAGGUCAACAACAUGUGCUUCCAGAAGAGGAGUGAACUACCUGGAGAACAACCGGGCGGGGAUCACGGUGUACGGCUUCGUGGUCGACCGGACAUGGCUGCACGCGCUCUUCAUGAUCGAGUUCUCGCUCGUCAUGUGGCUGCUGGGGAAGACGGUCGGCAUAUCUUGAAGGCCCUUUGA
Triticum turgidum subsp. durum (durum wheat) is the source of this 1341-nucleotide messenger RNA. The record is from the annotation of a GenBank genome assembly. Lineage: Eukaryota; Viridiplantae; Streptophyta; Magnoliopsida; Poales; Poaceae.